AUGGCUCCACCAGUUCCAGUAUAUACUUCAGAUGAAAUAAAACUACAGUAUGAAGAGCAACUACAUAAUCCGCAAAAAUACCAAUGUCACUUAAAAUCAAUUACACAACAUGAAUGUACUUUUAAACCCUCCACCUAUAAAUCAUCACCAGAAAUAAUAUGUUUACCUUUUAAAAGGAUAUUCCAAAGGUGUCUUGUGCCCACAACACAAAUUGUGAACGGUAAGAAACAACGAAUAGAAAGGUGGCAAAACAUUGAAAUUACUGAUGAACAUGGUAAUCGAGAUUUGAUGGAUCCUGAAUCAAAAUAUUAUAAACACGUUAAAGAAUUUUUAAGUGCUGAGAAAGAGUUCAGGGAAUUAACGGAAACUGAGUAUAGCGAAUCAACAUGA
Molecule: messenger RNA, 390 nt
Organism: Lodderomyces pseudojiufengensis
Lineage: Eukaryota; Fungi; Ascomycota; Pichiomycetes; Serinales; Debaryomycetaceae
Exons: 1
Coding region: 1-390 (129 amino acids)
Cellular component (GO): mitochondrial inner membrane peptidase complex
Source: RefSeq, a predicted model, not a curated record